AUGGUGAAAGGGGCUGCGAGGCGGAGAGUCAUCGUGGAAGACUCAGACGACGACUUUGGGGAUGCCGUCUUGCUUCCAAAUCCGCCCAAGAUGCGGGCGCGCAAAUCUGCUCCUGCCUUUUCGCCCAGGAUGCGGGCGCGCAAAUCUGCUCCUGCCGGUCCGCCCAAGAUGAGGGCGCGCAAGUCUGCUCCUGCCGGUCCGCCUCAGAUGAGGCCGCGCAAGUCUGCUCCUGCCAGCCCACCUAAGAUGCGGGCGCGCAAGUCUGCCUCUGCCUUUCCGCCACCGAGCGUGACAUCGAGGGUGGUCAGCUAUACUAGUAGCAAGCUCGAGAAGCAGGACGGCAGCGGAAAGGCGGUCCUGCCUAAGGCACCUGCGACUCGCCCAAAACAGCACGCUGCACACGAGGCACAGAUGUCCAUCAGCUCGCUCUCUCCCCACAUCCCCAGCAGAUAUCACACCAAGACACAACGCAGAAUCACGUUCUUCAGUCUCGAAGAGGAGGACCGAGUUGCAGUCUAUGAGCACCACCUGAUAGUCGAUGGCGCUGGAAUUCAGCUGGCGGUCCAGGCUCCCUUCACCCGUGAACCAGCUCUGCUCGCUGCUAGCAAGCAGGUACGCCGCGAGGCUUUGCCCAUUUGGUACAAAGAGAACACUUUCCACUCGCGCUUUAUCUACGACAUCAUCGCCUGGCUCGACCGCCUGGACUCUGCUCGACUCAGCAUGCUUCAGUGGGUCAACCUAGAUGAGCCUCUGCCCGCGGGCUUUGUCUUGCCUGGUCUUCGCAAGCUGAACAAGCGAGUGAAGGAUGGAUUGAAACGGAACGCUGUCGCGGUUCCAGUCGUUGUUGAACAAGAGAGGGAAACGGAUUGGUCUGGUUCACACGCCACUGUUCACGAUAAGGAUUCCUGCAAGCGUGAGAUGGUUACCAUGGACGAUAUCGGACAGUACAAUGACCUCGAUGGAAUGUGGGAGACACUUCAGAGAUCGGGAGUUGGGAAGCGCAUCCUCACCAAUGUAACGAGGAAGAAGCGGAGGUCGAAAGGGGCGAGAGACGGGAGUGAUGAGUACAUGGAGUCUGACGAAGAUGGUGAAGACGGAACAUGCGGCAAUGAGGAGAUGGGUGGCAUGUGA
Messenger RNA from Lecanosticta acicola, 1131 nucleotides. NCBI's taxonomy places the organism in Eukaryota, Fungi, Ascomycota, Dothideomycetes, Mycosphaerellales, Mycosphaerellaceae. The record is from the annotation of a GenBank genome assembly.